This is a messenger RNA of Entrophospora sp. SA101, 246 nucleotides long. NCBI's taxonomy places the organism in Eukaryota, Fungi, Glomeromycota, Glomeromycetes, Entrophosporales, Entrophosporaceae. The record is from the annotation of a GenBank genome assembly.
AUGAGUGAGCAACUUAAUCCACCAGUGUGUGCAGCAGUAUCAUUACUUGAUGAUCAAGGAAUCGAGAUACAUGCAAGAACCUUGUUUCGCUGUAUACUUGACAGCCCGUUCCCAUCAAACAUACCUGGGCCUGAAACUAUGACCACAUUAAGCAAUUUAAGCUUACGAUUCUCUCAAAGUCUGUUUUAUCCACGACCACGCAGAAUUGAGAUUUUUUCUAAAGAUGAAGGUGUUAUCAUUGUGUGA